GCUAUGGAAACUGUUUACAAAUGGCGGCAGUCAGAAAGAUAAUGAUCUGGCCAAGCCAAACGGCGUGUACAUAAAGUAAGCUUAAAGAUAAUGAUCUGGCCAAGCCAAACGGCGUGUACAUAAAGUAAGCUGUUUGUUUCUUACAGUUGACGAGACACUAUGUAAUAACUAAGGUAUUAAAGGGAAUCCAGCAGUAGCUGUAGGUUUAUUCAAAGGAUUUGAUUAUAAAAAUAAAAGACAUACAUACAUGUAUUAACAAAACAUUAUGGCAGACUGGGGAAGAAAGGCUGCUGGUAAAAUAGACAGGACUCAAUUCGGUAAAGAUGAACUGCUGAAAUCCUUAGGAAAUCAGUUCAAUGUUGACUUUACGGACUAUGAUCAGUGGACAAGAAAGAACAAACCAGUGACACGCCCUCCACCCCCUCCAAAAGGAAGCAAAUCUGUGACUAUUCGCCGCACUGCCAAGUCAGCUGAUAGCUGUCAGCAUGGAACGGGGCCUGGCAGGGGUGGACACAUACCCACACUGAAGGAGAAGAAACAAGCGGCUCAGAAAAAAUCACUGGACAAAGAAAGAGUGGAGAGGGUAAAAAUCAUUGAGCUGAGAAUAAGGACAAGAAAGAAGACGCUAGAAGAAUAUCAAAAGAGAUACCAUGAACUACUUGAGGAGAAUAUAAAGUUAAAGGCGGAAAUAGAUGAUGACGAAAUGCACACUAUGGAUCAUGUGAAAGGUUUGCUUCGAAGAUACGAAAAAUACAGAGGCGGUAUCACCACAAUAAAUACAAACUUUGGUAACGAGUUUGAAACUGCCCAAAGAGAGUUAGAUAUAACAACCACAUGGACAAAGAACAAACUUGGAUCUUUAAAUAAGCAGGUGUCAGAAUUAGAUGAGUAUUUGAAACAGAGACAGGAGGAACUACACGUCCUGAUGAACUAUAAGGAUAAAGAAUACCCUGUCAAAGCCAUGAAGAUAGCAACUUUACAGAAAGAUAUACAAAAUCUCAAGAUUUCAUGUCAGGAAGAUCAAGAGGACUUGGAGCAUAUAAUCUAUACAGAGCUGUCAAAGUAUGAGAAAGAGAGAACGAAAAAUGUAAAUGAAACAACGAAGGAAAUGACAGAAACAGCAAUAUCAAUGAUGCACCCCAGUCUGAAGGACAUGGCCCUACAGAAUAUGGUGAUGAAAAAGGAGAUAGAGAUGAACAAACAAGUACAGGAAGAUCUGCUCCACGACAAUCAACUACUGGAGACUGAGGUGGAGAGACUCCUUAGGGAUCCAAAGACCAACACCAGACUUCAAAUGUUUCCAGAAUUCUUCCCCACUCGAGAAAAGUGUACUCCAGACAUGGAUGUGAUUUUAGACAUACCGACACAGGAAUGGCUGCCCAUCUAGUCCCUGCCUGUUCUGUGUUACCUGCCUGGGAACCAAGUGUCGGUUUGGUUGGGUAGAUCUGCGGGUGACUAGAGGACAUCUGGGUCUCCUGAAGAUCAGGUGGAGAUUCCAUCCCAUUAACGAUGCUGCCAAUUCAUUAGUGUGGAAAAUAUAUGGUUAUAAUACUGUAUAGUUGUUCAUUGUCCUGGGUUAAUAAGGGUCCAUCCAUUUGUUUUGGAAUUCAAAAUCACUGGUAAACAUUAUGUUGUGUUUCUUAAUAAAUCAGUUUAUUUAAUUUAUGCAAUUUCUUUGUCAAUACAUAGACACAGAGAUGUAUUAUAUACAGUAUUGUCUUCAUUUAUAUGUAUUCAAACAUGUUUACAGUAUACCGUACUAUAUUGCGACUCCCCACAUUUUGCUGAGUAUUGGUUCUUAUACCAUACCAUUAUUACCGUAUUUAUCCUGCAAUAAGCCCAAGGGGUCGACACAUAAUCUCUCACUCAAAAUAGAGGGAUGGGCUUCAAAAAUAAAUUACAUGACAAUGAUAUACUGUAGCAUUAGUUUAUAUUUCUACUGAACUAAAAUAUAUAUUUGGGUGGGCUUAUUAACAGGCAUGGGCUUAUUGCCGGGUAAAUAUGGUUUAACUAUCUAUGGAAUAUAUUUCUCUUUGUUGAAUUUACUCUUUCAAUGGUGAAAAUUUUAAAAAUCCUGUUUUGUCUAUUUUUGUUUUUCUUUUCAAAAAGAGUGUUUGCAUCGGUGAUUUGAUAGUCAUUCUUGAUAUCUAUAAAAUAGAAAACUAGCAACUAUACAUUAUAUGAACCAGGGAAAACAGAAUGAUAUAGCUGCCUGAGCCAGACACCUUUUCUGUGUCAGGUGAAGAGGUUCAUUGUGGUAGUCACUGAUACUUUCAAAGUCUGCAAGGUAGUUGGUAUGUGAAUAGUGUCUUAGCGCAAUUACUCUUCAUCAAAAAUUAGUGUAACUCCUGUAGGAGAUGUAAUACUAUCAAUGUUAACUGCAAGAUUCUAUAUUAAUAUGCAAAAGUUCUUCAACAGUGGUUGAAAUGUGCAUAUUUCUUUUUGAAAUUCAAAAUUUAAUUCGGGAAUUAGUACAAUUCUUAUCAAAAUCUAACGAUUUUGAUUUGAAUUUUCCUCGUAAUACAUAAGAUGCCAUAAAUGUUAUCGGUGACAUUACUAACAAUCAUUACUGCCAGUCACAGGGUGUAUUUUGUGUAUAUUAUUGUGUUCGUAGAUUUAAGAGUACAAAAUGGGUAGGACCGUGUAAUUGCGUGACACUUGUCCAAAGACAUUUGCUUCCCAUAAAAAAUGAAAUAACAAUGAAAUUGCGUUGGUGGACAUUGCAGUUUCAAAUUUUAUAUAACUCCAACAUUUUUAACAUCACAAUUACCAAGUCUCCAGGUGGUAGUAUAGACAUGUCUUAAUACACAGGUGAUCUCAUUGACAGGUAAUUUUAUGAACAGAUGAUCUUCAUAGAGAGGUGGUAUUCAUAGCAGGUUUCACACCAAGUACAAGUGUUGAAUGUAAGAGAAAUGUAAGAGGUGAAUAAAAAAUGUGUUAAAGUAA
Mizuhopecten yessoensis (Yesso scallop) is the source of this 2946-nucleotide messenger RNA. RefSeq lists its product as uncharacterized. The transcript has 12 exons. The coding region runs from base 266 to 1387 and encodes 373 amino acids. Lineage: Eukaryota; Metazoa; Mollusca; Bivalvia; Pectinida; Pectinidae. The record is from RefSeq and is a predicted model, not a curated record.